Messenger RNA from Lodderomyces oxycetoniae, 1326 nucleotides. It is a transcript of the gene HOS2, whose product is annotated as histone deacetylase. The transcript has a single exon. The coding region runs from base 1 to 1326 and encodes 441 amino acids. Gene Ontology annotation, cellular component: Rpd3L-Expanded complex; nucleus. Lineage: Eukaryota; Fungi; Ascomycota; Pichiomycetes; Serinales; Debaryomycetaceae. The record is from RefSeq and is a predicted model, not a curated record. Gene Ontology annotation, molecular function: histone deacetylase activity.
AUGACGGUUUUGACUAGUGUUACGGAUACAUUUACUGUGGAUAAAGUGACUGAAAACCAUAUACCCUUAUAUCAUCCUAAUAAAACAUCAACGGUUAAUGUCUCAUAUCACUAUAAUCCCGAAGUGAGUCGAUAUCAUUAUGGAGCACUACAUCCUAUGAAACCUUUUAGGCUAAUGUUGACUGAUCAUUUGGUAAUACUGUAUAAACUUUACGAGAAGAUGGAUUUGUACACUCCGAGGAAAGCCACCAAAGACGAGCUACUACAGUUUCAUUCCGAAGACUAUAUAAAUUUUUUACAAUCAAUAACUCCGGAAACAUGCAAGACCUUAGAUGACCAGACUUUGGCACAGUUCAAUAUUGGUGACGAUUGUCCCAUAUUCGACGGAAUGUAUGAUUACCUGGCGAUUUACGCAGGCGCAUCGUUAGAUGCCACGAGAAAGUUGAUUAGUGGGAUGUCUGAUAUUGCCAUCAACUGGUCUGGUGGUUUACACCAUGCCAAAAAAUUCGAGCCUAGUGGGUUUUGUUAUGUCAACGAUAUAGUUUUGAGCAUUAUCAAUCUACUACGAGUCCACCCACGAGUAAUGUAUAUUGAUAUUGACCUACAUCAUGGAGAUGGAGUGCAGGAGGCGUUUUAUACGACUGACCGCGUUAUGACUGUGAGUUUUCACAAAUACAAUGGAGAGUUUUUCCCAGGUACAGGCUCGGUUGACGAAAUUGGGAUUGGCAAAGGUCGCAAUUUUGCAAUAAAUGUCCCCUUGCGAGAUGGAAUCGAUGAUGAAAGUUAUGUACGCUUAUUCAAGCUGAUUAUGGAACCACUCAUCACAAAGUUUCAGCCAACGUGUAUAGUGCAACAGUGUGGGGCCGACUCUUUGGGCUACGAUAGAUUGGGCUGCUUCAACUUGAAUAUCAGAGCACAUGGCGAAUGUGUUAAUUUUAUUAAAAGCUUUGGAAUUCCAAUGCUAGUUUUGGGCGGUGGUGGGUACACCCCAAGAAAUGUGAGCAGGUUAUGGUGCUACGAAACUUCCGUUUUAAACGAUGUCACAUUAGAUCACAAGAUUCCAAACUAUUUACCAACUUAUGAUUGGUUUGGUCCCGAUUUCUCGUUACAUCCACAACUAGAAGGAAGAAUGGAUAACAAAAAUAGUAGAAAGUACCUCGAAAGUGUCAAACAGGAAAUUAUGGAACAAAUACGAUUCCUAAACCACGCUCCCUCGGUGCAAAUGUAUGAAAUUCCCCCAGAUAUAACGGGUCUAACAGAAGAGGAAGAUAAGAUCAUUAAGGAGAUGAACGAAGAAAACGAAGAGAUGGAUAAAGAAACUAAAUGA